AUGAGGAUGGAAGGAGUUCCCUUGGAAUUCAGGAAAAGGAGUCACCCUUCAGACCUCGAAGAUAAUAUUUUGGAGUCAAUAUUGGAACGAAAUCCACGUCCAAACAACGAGAAAGUUAGCAGAGAAGCGCAAGACGUCACAAUCAACUACUUUUGUUUGCUAAUUAUCAACGCUCGGCCACAUGGGAGUGAGCGUAGUUUUGAGUCAACGUCGCCUCCACCACCGCCUCCACCACCACCGCCACCACAGGAACCGGCCAGUUGCUCUGUUUCUGAGUUUUCGAUGGAUUGUUCAUGA
Molecule: messenger RNA, 297 nt
Organism: Necator americanus (New World hookworm)
Lineage: Eukaryota; Metazoa; Nematoda; Chromadorea; Rhabditida; Ancylostomatidae
Exons: 2
Coding region: 1-297 (98 amino acids)
Source: RefSeq, a predicted model, not a curated record